ACGGGGUUCACUCCGGACGGGGGAGAGAAUCCAAAGGGCGAGCCGAACAACCCAGCGGCAUCAUAUCCCUCCCACCGGCGCCGCGCUGCGCACUGCAGACGGAAACGGCCAAAGGAGAGCGGCGUGGGGCGGAGCGGGGGGCGAUGGGGAAGUACAUGCGCAAGUGCAGGGCGGAGGACGUCGCGGUGGGCGGCGUGGAGGUCACGCAGGCCGUCGGCGUCCGGACGCGGUCCCGGGCGGCCGCGGCCAACGUCGUCGUCUCCAAGAGGAGGCGCCCGCUGCCGCCCGCCUCGCCGUCGGCCUCGUCGGCCCUCGCUCGCGCCCAGGGCGGGAGCUGCUACCUGAAGCUGCGGAGCCGCAUGCUGUUCAUGGCCCCGCCGGCGCCUGCGUCGGCGUCGGCCGCUGCCGCCGGGCACGGGGCGCCGCCGCCGCUCCCGGCCGGCCUCUCGCGCUGCUCCAGCACGGCCUCGUCCGUGGACGCGUCGGCCGCGGCGCAGGACAGGAGCCUGCCGUCGUGCGGCUCCGACGCCGCUGCCAACAAGGCAGGCGCUCCGGAGGGCUCGGCGAGCAACAACGCGGAGAGCGGCGGCAACCGCGAGAGGCGAGAGACGACGCCGUCCAGCCAUUUCCCCGGCGACCUGAGCGACCUGGAGUCGGAUCUGGCGGGCAAGAACAGCGGCCGGUCGUCGCUGCCGCAAACGCUGGCCGCCCAGGCUCAGCCCGCCGCGAGGUCGAGGGUCCCGCCGGCGGCCGAGAUCGAGGAGUUCUUCGCGGCCGCCGAGGAGGCCGAGGCCAGGCGCUUCGCUUGCAAGUACAACUUCGACGUGGCCCGCGGCGUGCCCCUCGACUCCGGCCGGUACGAGUGGACCCCGGCGGUGAGCAGCAGCUAGGCAGGCGACGAAAGCGGGCGUGCAAAGGGGGGAGAGAAGCCGUAGCUAGAAAGUUACUCACUGUAGAGCUGGGGCGCCGGCCGGCCGGCCGGCCGUGUAGAAAGGCGAAGGGAAAAAGAUGCUCCGGAAAGAAGCAUUAUAGCCUAACCAACCAACCUACCACCGAUUCAUCAACAACUUUUUCUUUCACUCACUCGCUCACAUAUUCCCACCAUUAUCACUUCACACCCCCUUAAUCCUGAUUUUUCCCAGCAGCAGCAGCAGUAGUUUUACUUCCCUACUGGUACUUACUUGUUCAUCAGAGUCGUGUUUGACAGGAUAGAUCUCUCGAUCAGUCCCUUACUGUAAUUGUCACUACCUAGUUACCUGUAUUUGCCUGGAUUUUUUACUGUACAUCGUCGUCAGCAUCUAGCAGCAGCAGCUUCUUGCUGCUGCGCCGCAGAUCUAUAAUUUGAUUUGAGUGA
This is a messenger RNA of Aegilops tauschii subsp. strangulata, 1354 nucleotides long. RefSeq names its product cyclin-dependent kinase inhibitor 1. The record is from RefSeq and is a predicted model, not a curated record. NCBI's taxonomy places the organism in Eukaryota, Viridiplantae, Streptophyta, Magnoliopsida, Poales, Poaceae. Gene Ontology annotation, cellular component: nucleus. Gene Ontology annotation, biological process: negative regulation of cyclin-dependent protein serine/threonine kinase activity. Gene Ontology annotation, molecular function: cyclin-dependent protein serine/threonine kinase inhibitor activity.